GAGACUUUGAUGGAAGUUGUAUCUCUAACCUUGAUAGCUGUAAGUCGCACAGUGUGACAUGGUCCAUUUGGCUGAAUAUUGACUCGCCAUCUGAUGCCAAAAAUAAAGUGCACUAUUUCUUGAGCUCCGGCGGACAAACAAGUUCGGCAAGAGGAAUCGCUUUCAUGUACAACGCCCAAUCUACUGAAUUUCUGUUUGCAGCAAGGUCCAAAUACCAUCACAUUCGUCGGAAAUAUAGCAUCAGCAAAUUACCUUUGGACAAAUGGUUCCAUCUGACAUUUAUAGUUGACUCAGUUGGAUCGCCAGGCAUGGACUUGAAGGUUUUCGUCAACGGAGAACUGAUGCAAGUAGAUGACAUGUCAAAUGCGACCAGUAAGGGUGGGUGGUCGGAUGGCUGCACACGUCUGUACCUUGGUAUGACAAACACGUGCAAAAAGACCUAUUCCGUAGAUCAAUAUGGCAGCUCAGCAGCGUACAGCAGUUUGGUUGUGUUUGAUGGUCUCCUUAGCCAACAAGAAAUACGCCACCUGUAUAAAUAUAGAUCGAUAGGCAAACUGGUGAAUAUCGCCAAAACGGGUUAUGCAACUAUUGGCCUCUCCUUGCGGCCAGUUGAGGACGCCGAGCAUCCUUUUACGAUCGACGACAAGUCCUACACGUUUUGCAGCAAAACGACACCAAGGCCUACCGAUGGGUCGUCAACGAGUAGUUCGUGCUUAGAUCAGCAGGAACAUCCUUUUAUCUGUCAGAUGUGAUGUGAUAUCGUUCGUAUUUCAACACAAUUACCUUAUGUGCUUGUACGAGGAAUAUGAAAUUUAUAGGACUUCAUCACUCAGGGGAAAUAGUCAAAAGCAUAGAAGUGCUUGUACACCAAGCAGUUGGGGGGAAACAAAAUAAGGGCGUAUGUUAAACAUCAAUUUAUUGAAUGUAAGCUUAUUGGGUGAGUGGUAAAUGUGUAUUUCUUACUUGUGUACGGUUAAUAUUUUGUCGCUAGGUUGUUUCAGUCAGAUUUCCUUGAAACUUUCGCCGUCUAGUAGUUUUACGACUUAUGAUAUACACUUUUGAAGAAUUAAACUUAACAAAUGAAAACAGUUAUUGUUGUAUUUAUAAUUCUUUGUCUCAAAGGUGUAUAUAAAUAAUAUGGAGUGGAGAAGAGUUUAUGACUUUGAAUUAAAGUUGAAGAAACGCCUGAAACGAGCUUGCGUGCUACGUGCUUUUCAAUGGAAUGUAAUUCUGGCCAUGAUGUCAAGAUGAAAUUUAGAUCAUGAAUCAUCUGACACUGAGGCUACAGCACAACAAUUAUAUCUUUCAGACACCGAAAAGAGGAGGGAACUCGUUGCCGAUGAAACUACUUUUUGUGUAUAAACUUUCAAUUAUAUGUGCAUGCAUAUGGUUUUAUGAAUGUGAUUUUAAAAUUAAAAGGCUGUCCCUAUGAGUAGUUUAUAUGCAAAUUAUUGAGGUAAUUUCUUUAUGAAUUCUUGGAAUUUUGUUCAAUUUUUAAUUGUAUUAUUCAACUUAGCUUGUUAGAGAAUGCUGUUCUCGGACUGAGUGUUUUUCGAGGGAGCAGUCAGAUUAUGCUGUUUUGCAGUGUACUUUAUUACUUAAUACAACCAAGCAAUAAACUCAUCAGUCAAUUAGUUAAUCAAUAGCUCAAUCAAUCACUCAAUACAUGGUUAGAGGGGGUUAUAAAUCGAGCACACGUUGGAUGGAUUUGUUGCAUGACCCCGUGCGGGCAAAUUCACAGGCAUGACAGGCCCAGGUAGGCCUAUAUUCCCCAUUUUGUUUUCGUACAUGCGCUACAAUUCUGCAAAGUUGAGGUCACUUUCUGUUGUUUGUUAAAAUGGUAAGGCCAGCUAACAAACGACUACACGUAUACCAUCUGCCGAGUUCUUCCACAGUGUGUAAAGGUUUGCUAAUUUUACAGCACAGAAAUAUAACCAGGCUUCAGAUUUCAUUUUGUUUCUUGUUAA
Messenger RNA from Acanthaster planci (crown-of-thorns starfish), 1967 nucleotides. RefSeq lists its product as uncharacterized. The record is from RefSeq and is a predicted model, not a curated record. Lineage: Eukaryota; Metazoa; Echinodermata; Asteroidea; Valvatida; Acanthasteridae.